UUAGAGAGAGAGAGAGGCGUAUAGGAGAUCAUCUCAGAGAGAGAAUGCUGCCGCGAGCCGCCGUGGUUUACCGGACAGGCGCCGCCGCCGCCGCCGCAUUCUUAUUCUUCUUCAUCGUGAUUGCUGAAUCCGCAACGAAUUCACAGGUCGAAUGCAGCAGAACCUGUGCGGCGGUGAACUGUAAUUCAAUUGGGAUUAGGUAUGGGAAGUACUGCGGAGUGGGGUGGACCGGAUGUGCGGGGGAGAAACCUUGUGAUGAUCUCGAUGCUUGUUGCAAGAUCCACGACGACUGUGUCGAAAAAAACGGAAUGACAAACAUUAAAUGCCAUGAGAAGUUCAAAAGAUGCAUAAAGAAGGUACACAAAUCGGGGAAGAAGGGUUUUUCUGAAAGCUGUCCGUAUGAUACAGCUGUGCCGACAAUGGUACAGGGAAUGGAUAUGGCUAUUUUGUUUAGUCAGUUUGGCGGCAUCAAGGAUGAAUUUUAAUACCUCUUAACACACACACACACACACACACACACACACACACACACACACACACACAUUGGUUCCAACGUUUCUGCAUUCUUUAUGGGUAACUACCAUUCUUGAGUGUUGGAGAAGAUCAAUUUUGCUCCAAUCUCUUAUUCUUGGCCUCCUUAUUUAGUGCGAGGCUUCAAACUUUAUAUCAUUAUAGACACGUUUUCGUCUGAGAAGAGACGAUUUUUUUUUUUU
Erythranthe guttata (spotted monkey flower) is the source of this 713-nucleotide messenger RNA. Its product is annotated as putative phospholipase A2 homolog 1. Lineage: Eukaryota; Viridiplantae; Streptophyta; Magnoliopsida; Lamiales; Phrymaceae. Gene Ontology annotation, molecular function: lipid binding; calcium ion binding; A2-type glycerophospholipase activity. The record is from RefSeq and is a predicted model, not a curated record. Gene Ontology annotation, biological process: pollen germination; lipid catabolic process; pollen development.